Saprolegnia parasitica CBS 223.65 is the source of this 1464-nucleotide messenger RNA. RefSeq lists its product as hypothetical. Lineage: Eukaryota; Oomycota; Saprolegniomycetes; Saprolegniales; Saprolegniaceae. Gene Ontology annotation, molecular function: dolichyl pyrophosphate Glc2Man9GlcNAc2 alpha-1,2-glucosyltransferase activity. Gene Ontology annotation, biological process: protein N-linked glycosylation; dolichol-linked oligosaccharide biosynthetic process. The record is from RefSeq and is a predicted model, not a curated record. The transcript has 10 exons. Gene Ontology annotation, cellular component: endoplasmic reticulum. Bases 1 to 1464 code for a protein of 487 amino acids.
AUGACGUCGUCGAGUGCGCUCGGCGCGACUGCGGUCGUCGGCGCUUCGUACGCAGCGAUCGCGUACCUCUUCCACGUGCAUGCGCCGCAAGCCUACAUGGACGAGAUCUUCCACGUGCCCCAGACGCAGCAGUACUGCCAGGGCCAUUGGGACACAUGGGACCCGAAGAUCACGACCUUUCCCGGGCUCUACGUGGCAGGCGUCGCGUUUGCCAACGUCGUGCACGUGCUGCAGACGUUCUCGGUCUCGGUGCGCAUUGCGUACUGCUCGACGACGGUGCUGCGCGUCGUGAACCUGCUCUUUGGAAUCGGCAACGUCUACCUCAUUGUGCUUUUGCGCCAAAUGAAAGAGUACACGGCGCACGAGCGAACGCACGCGACCGCGCACGGCCUCAUGAUUGCGCUCUUCCCGAUCAACGUCUUCUUCAGCUUUCUCUACUACACGGACGUGGCCGGGCUCUUCUUCGUGCUCCUCAUGUACCUCCUCUCGCGCGUGAGCCAGCGCCAGCGCCUUCGCGCCGGGAGCUGCACGACGACGUACUUGGCCAGCGUGCUCUGCGGGUACCUCGCAGUUGCGAUGCGCCAAACCAACGUUCUCUGGGUGCUCUUCGUCCUGGGCACGGCCAUCGUGCAGGACAUUGAGACGACGCACGAAACGCACCUGUACGAUGAUGGCGCAGGCGCAACGUCCUCUUGUAGCCUUGGCAUCGUGCUCCUCAAGUUCUUGACGUUCCUUCUCAAAGACUCGGUGGUGCUCGUCAAGCGCUACUGGCCGACCAUCUCGAUCCUUGCGGCGUUUGGCGCGUUUCUGGCUGUGAACGGCGCCAUCACCGUUGGCGACACGGCCAACCACGUUGCCGGCUUGCAUGUUGCGCAGCUCUUGUACUUUAUGACGCUGGCCACCAUGGGCUUUGGCCUCGUCUGUCCAUCCAUCCAACGAGUCGCCGCUGUGCGUCUCGAAACCUUCUUCCGCGAUGUGGCCCACGUGUUGACGUCGAGUCUUGGCUCGUGUCUGACAUCGAUCGCCGUCGUGGUCGCACUCGUUUUGGCGAUUGACCGCUUUAGCCUGACGCACCCGUUCUUGCUCGCCGACAACCGCCACUACACCUUUUACAUUUGGCAGCGCUUUUAUCUCAAGCACGCGCUCGCCAAGUUUGUGCCGCUUCCGGUGUACAUGUAUGCGGCCUGGUUUCUCUGGAAGGAGCUCCGCAAGGCGACGACGCUGCUGUGGCUCGUUGUCUUUGGCCUCGCGACCGCCCUUGCCCUCGUGCCGUCGCCGCUCGUCGAGCCGCGGUACUUUCUCGUACCCUUCACGCUCCUCCACCUGCAUUCGCCCAAGCAACCGCUCCUUCCCGUGCUGUUGACGUCGGCGGUCUUUCUGGCCAUCAACGCGGCAACGAUCUACGUGUUUCUCUUCCGUCCGUUCACGUGGGUCGACGGCUCGGUCGCGCGCUUCAUGUGGUAG